Hymenoscyphus albidus is the source of this 546-nucleotide messenger RNA. The record is from the annotation of a GenBank genome assembly. Lineage: Eukaryota; Fungi; Ascomycota; Leotiomycetes; Helotiales; Helotiaceae.
AUGUCCACAUUAAAUAUUCUCACCAAAGGGUUCAAAGAUCUAUUCUUCGCUUCCUCCACAUCAGAAACGCAAUUGAGAGAAGAAGCAGAUACUAUCCAAAACCUAGAGUCGCAUUUACGAGAUCUCACAACCUAUGAUGCAAGUACGAGUGCCGCCAACAAUAAAGCAAUGGUUAGAAAAGAUAUAGAAAAGGGUGUCUGCGAUAACACAGUGGAGUUAGAAAAACUCCGCGAGGCAAAAAAACUAUCUUCACGUGGAAAGAAGGUACUGCUCAAGGCCCUGGUUUUAAUGGAAGAGAACCAGGUUAAAAGAAUCAAUUGUUUAGACCUAAAGAUCAGGGAGCUUAUCACAAGCGGUGAACUGGAUAAGGCUCGGAGAAUCAACGAGAUGAAGAAGGAGUUGAUGUAUUGUGUAGGGCAACUGAAAAUCACUGAGAGGUGGUUGGAAGAUUUGGGAACGGAACUUUCAGAGAAAUCACGUCAGGUUCUUGAAUUACAUAUAAAUUCCGAGGAGCAGACAAUAUUCGGCCGCUUUUCUCCAGAUUGA